AUGAUAGUCGACUUCUUUCGCAGGGACGGCAUUUUGUCCGCUGUUCAGUUCAUGGGGUACCCAGAGCCACAAGCAGACCCGCCAAUAUACGACAGGAUCCGACAGUUGCCCAGCAUAGGCAACACCCUCCGUCUUGCAGACUACAGCAAUUUAGCGCUGGAAAUGGCAGAGAUGACGAAUACUCGCAACAGGCGGAACGCGUACUGGACGCUUACCAUGGAGUACGAUAUCCUUCUCUUGAGAUCCGCUCUCGAUCUCUGGGUGCAGACCACCGAGCCGCACUCCUCCAGAUUCCAAACCGCGUUCGACGUCAAUCACAUCACCCCCGCGAUGCGGAACAGAGCUUCGCGUGAGGAAGGGCUGGGAGAUCUAUAUGGGCUGGAAGGGCCCGACAUACCGCUGACACUCAUACUUCUCACCGGGACGUGGGACAAGGAGAGUGACGACGAGGAAGUCACGGGGAUUCUGAGAGGGUUGGGAAAUAGUAUUGAGGAUCUUGCGAGGCAGUGCGGGAAAGGCUGUGGGUUCAAGUAA
This is a messenger RNA of Cadophora gregata, 534 nucleotides long. RefSeq lists its product as uncharacterized. The transcript has a single exon. The record is from RefSeq and is a predicted model, not a curated record. Lineage: Eukaryota; Fungi; Ascomycota; Leotiomycetes; Helotiales; Ploettnerulaceae. The coding region runs from base 1 to 534 and encodes 177 amino acids.